UUAACAAGAGGCGUGACAGAAGCGAUAAUGAGGAAAUGCGAUUUAAAAAUGGGAUAAAGGCGGCGAGCAUGAACGUGAUCGCGAGUUGAAUUGAAGACAGCUUCAGAAUCAGAUCUGGUGUGGUGUGGUGGCUGUUACUGUAAGCACUUAGCAGCGAUGGCCAAAGCGUCGAUAUUCAUUUACAUACUCGUCGCAGCGGCGCUUCUCUUAUUCCUCUCUCAUUCCCCGGAUAAGCACUCCGGCCACCGCCACCGCCGCCUCAAGCUCCGCUCCAACUUCACCCUCGCCCCCUCGCGCCACCACGCCGUCGCCUUCGACCCUCUCGUCGCUGAGCUCGAGCGCCACCGCGAGGACAAGGAGUGGGAGAAGCAGAUAAUCCACCAGGCCCAUCCCGAACUGGAGUCGGACCCGGCCCCGGCCCACGAGUCCCAGCCCGAGUGGGAGGACUUCAUGGACGCCGAGGAUUACCUCAAUGACGAGGACAAGUUUAAUGUUACCAACAGGUUGAUACUCUUGUUCCCGAAGAUCGAUGUGGACCCCACCGAUUGGUUCGUGACGGAGCACGAGUUGACUCAGUGGAACCUCCAGCAGGCCCAGCGCGAGGUCCUGCAUCGCACGCAGAGGGAGAUGGAGCUUCACGAUAAGAACCACGAUGGCUUCGUUUCCUUCUCCGAGUACGAUCCUCCCAGUUGGGUUCAAAAUGCAGAUAAUGAGUCUUUCGGUUAUGAUAUGGGUUGGUGGAAAGAAGAGCAUUUUAAUGCAUCGGAUGCUGAUGGAGAUGGUGUUCUAAACUUAACUGAAUUCAAUGACUUUCUGCACCCUGCUGACAGCAAAAACCCUAAGCUUCUUCAGUGGUUGUGCAAGGAGGAAGUCAGGGAAAGAGAUACCGACAGAGAUGAGAAGGUCAACUUUAAAGAAUUUUUCCAUGGGCUAUUUGAUUUGGUAAGGAACUAUGAUGAAGAAAGUCACAAUGACACAGAUAAUUCAAUGGAUGCUCCAGCUAGAGGGUUGUUUGCUCAGCUUGACAAGGAUGGGGACGGGUACUUGUCUGAUGUUGAACUACUGCCCAUAAUUGGCAAACUCCAUCCAUCUGAGCAGUAUUAUGCAAAACAACAAGCAGAUUAUAUCAUUUCACAGGUGAUUACAGUUACCAACUUACAAUCCCCUUGCUGACUUACAACUCCCUCACUAACUGUGAGUGAAUCAUUGAUUCUGGCCUAUGUGGGCCUCUCCUACUUUACAUCCUAGUAAUUGGUGAAUAUCUAUUAGCUUACUUUGCCAGAGUGCCUUGAGACAAAAGUUUGAAAUAAAUAUUGCUAGAUAUUUUCAGUACUCAAUGUAUCUGAAGUUAUAAUUUGAUAUAAUUGAUAAAGCUGAUAAAUUUUCUGUAGCUUGAUAGUUCUGAGGGCAAUUCUUCAUUGUUCUAUCUUUGGUGUUAAACUUAAAAUGUCACUUCUUUCUGAGAUCAAUAAUAAAUCAAUAAUUUCUCUCACUAUAGCCAUGUAAAUUGAUAGCUGCACACUGCACUUUAUGUGGUAUUUAUUGGUGAUAGCAUGCUGGCAGCUGCUUCUUAGUCACUAAAGAUUCUUUUUUUGUUCAAUAAAUAUUUUAGCUUGUAAUUGAUAAUUGUACUUUCUUUUCGAUCUCUUUAAAAUCAAAAUCAUUCAUUAAUGAGUUCCCAUUCUUUCUGGAUAAGAAUAAUUGAAAUUUAUUUUGUCUGCAAUUCUUUGUCUGCUUGUUUUCAUUAUUAUUAUAGCUUCUUGGGGGACUUCAUUAUUAAGUAAAUAAAUUUUAUCAUCCAUUUUUCCUCUCCAUUUUCCAGUUUUAGUUGUUGAAAAUGCACAUUUAGCAUUUGCUUAUGGUCAAAUAAUGUCUCUUUUCUGAUAUACUCAGUGCAUAAAUCACUACAGCCAGAUUUAUCUCCACUUCUUGCUUCUAUUAAAACUUUGUUUUAGUAAAUAUGUACUGGUUUAUGACUUAUGAGAGAGGAAGGGAAAGAGCAUUUUUUUUCCCAUGGUGGGAGAGCUAGGGGUGCAUAUAUUCUAUUUAACAAUGUAAAGUAUUACUAUAUGUUAACAAUCUUUCCCUUCUAUACUGUUUUAAGAGGGAGGAAGGGGAUGGUUUUGUUUUGUUUUCUUUGGUGGGAAAGCUGAGGUGCGUAUCUUCUAUUUAACAAUCUGGAAUUCUGAAGUAUUAAGUAUUAUAUGUUAACAAGUCUCUGUUUUUUUUUUCUUUCUUUUUUCUUUUUGAGGGGUUAUAUCCAUCGUGCUUGAUUUACAUGUUAAGAUCUUUCAACUAGAUGCUACCUUCGGAUUAAUUUUUCUUGACGAUGGCCUCAGCAUGCACUUCUUCAUCUGUUGCGUUACAUCUCAUUAAACAUCGUAAUAAUGUUAUGAGAAACAGUUACUGACAAAGAUGGCUCAAUACGCACUCCCAACACCUGUUGCAUAACAUCAUGCAUUUAUUUCAUCAGUAACAAUUGUAUGAAGCCUUGAAAUAAUGC
Molecule: messenger RNA, 2503 nt
Organism: Glycine soja
Lineage: Eukaryota; Viridiplantae; Streptophyta; Magnoliopsida; Fabales; Fabaceae
Product: reticulocalbin-2-like
Exons: 6
Coding region: 157-1173 (338 amino acids)
Cellular component (GO): endoplasmic reticulum
Molecular function (GO): calcium ion binding
Source: RefSeq, a predicted model, not a curated record